Sabethes cyaneus is the source of this 6231-nucleotide messenger RNA. RefSeq names its product general transcription factor 3C polypeptide 1. The record is from RefSeq and is a predicted model, not a curated record. Gene Ontology annotation, molecular function: DNA binding. Gene Ontology annotation, biological process: 5S class rRNA transcription by RNA polymerase III; transcription initiation at RNA polymerase III promoter. The transcript has 8 exons. NCBI's taxonomy places the organism in Eukaryota, Metazoa, Arthropoda, Insecta, Diptera, Culicidae. The coding region runs from base 105 to 6191 and encodes 2028 amino acids. Gene Ontology annotation, cellular component: transcription factor TFIIIC complex.
GGUAGCGUUGUGGCUAAAUUAUGCUGUCGAAUCUAAUGAAAAGUGCUUAAUUGUUUCGUUUUUCUAUAGUACAGGCUGAAGUCAUUAAUGAAACUAAACGUAAAAUGCUUCGAAACGCUUCACUUUCAACUAUUCUAAAUGAGGAAAUUGCUCUAGAAGGACUUGAAGGCACAACAUUAGAUACAUUAUGGAAUCACCUCGCCAUUCGUUUGAAAAUAAAAAUGCCAUUACCGCAGAAACUGUGUAAUUCAGUUUGGUCGCUGAUAUUGCAACACCGCGAAUACAAUUUUUACGUUUUACCGGAACCUCGUAAACCAUUCGUAUAUUUUGAUCGAAUGCAACAUAUUGAUCCAGCGACAGGUGUCCUCAAAGAGCCAAAAGAGUUUCCUGGUCAUAGAUUCAAAUACAAUCCUGUUGUUGAGGACAACGGUGCACGUGGAUCUUGCGAAAGCCAUGCAACUCGGAUGGUGAUACCCAGAGAACAACUAGUUCAUAUGACCGUUUUAGAAGCAGAAAACAGCUGGCCAUAUACAUUCGUAGUUGUUGCGUCACAAAAAAUGCGAGAAUCGUUUAUUUUAGAACCGAAUUUUUCAUUUGAUUUGACUAUUAUUCAAUAUUGUAUGUUAGAGUGGAUUGCGCGCUCACGUUACAACGGGGAGACAUCUCAAGGCAAAUAUUCGUUGGUUGAGCUGACGAAAGACUCCAGUAUACUUUAUUAUAAUCGCAAGUUUCUCACCGACUGCAAAUUGAUUAUCCGGCAGCCAUUAUGUCAACGGACCGGCGAAACUAGUAUACAAGGAAUGGUUUACCAUUUGCCUCGAUACUACAGUGAAAUGAAACCCAAAACUCUAGUCGUCACUGAAAAGGUUGUUAACAUUCUCAAACAAAGGCCUGGUUAUAUGGCGGACUAUGAUGAAAUAAAACAUAUUGUUUUGGGGCACGCAGAGGCUCGGAAGUGGUUUCGAGGAAACGAAUUUACCAAAUUUGUAAAGACUGAUGAAACCGUUCCGUAUCGAACAAUCUAUCCGGACGCGGAACCGCGCGAGUGGACGUUGAAAAACAAAAAAGGCGAGGAGAAGCAGGUUCGUAUUAUGCGCUUGAUUGACCCCAGUGCCGACGUGUACGAUCUUUGGUACAAAGAAGAAACAGCGGAGGAGGAUCAAAAGGAUGGGAUUUUAAACUCGCAAAAAGCAUACAUUGAUAUGCCGGUGUUACAGCAGGCCUACCAGGUCAUUGCGAAGACAGGUGAACACGGCAUCUCACAAACAGCACUAGCUACGGAAAUGGGGAUUGAUAAACUAAACGCCAGGGCAGUGGUGAAAAAUUUAAUGCGCUUAAAGGCUAUUGAAGGGCACGCAGUGGACGAAGGACGUCAGCGAACUACGAAGUAUUUCCUUCCAGGCAUUUCAAAAGGAACAGUAACAUUUGAUCGGGAAGCAAUUCAGCUGAUGAGCGCUCAUCUAAAUGUUCUGGAACAACAGCAACAGCAACAGCAGCAGCAGCAACAACAACAACAACAGCAGCAACACCUGGAAUCGCCAUCUACUUCCGGUGUGAGCGCGGUUAAUAGUAGUGAAGUGGACAGCAGCUUUUCGCUGCCCACUGACGUUCUGGAGGAUGAAUCUGAUGGCAGAGAAAGUACGAACAACAGUUUGUUCUGGAACUCAACCAAACCGGAGAUGUUGGAUUCAAUCAAUGUUGAAAUUAGCAUAAGUAAUCAAGUUUCAUUCCUGAAGAAAACACAAGAAGGUAUAGCGGCGAUGAUGAGCACUAAGCAUAUUAGUGCUAAAGUACUGAGACGAUGUAACUAUAUGCUCGAACUAGUUAAACAAUACCAAGUCAUUGAACCGAGAUUAAUUCAGAAAAAAAUUAAUCAAGAUGAGAAAGCUGCAGGUGCAAAGGCAGAAGCUUGUCACAAAUCAGUUUUGCGACUUUUAAGUCGACUGGCGGUGGACAAGUUCCUCAAAAUUGCUAACGUAAAGCUGACAAAAGAGGAUAAGGUACUGAAUAUUGCAUAUGCUUGUGACAUGACUGUUGAGAUGGACAAUCCAGUCUUACAGGCAAAGAUAGAGGCAGCGAAAUCCAGGCUUAUAAUGCAAACACCAACACCCCGUGUCGUGCGAAAACAAAUGUUGGACAAUGAACCUUUGGCUACGGGAUGUAGUUAUGAUGGAACCCUAGCUAAGUGUUUGCGAAUGAAGUUGUUCCAUGAAUUUCUAUUUUACGUGAUUUACAUCCAUUCGCCAGAGAGUGAAGAGCUUCCUAUUGAAUCAUUGAAGGGUCUAGGGUUUGAUGAUACGUUGGAAGGAUAUGGUAAAAUAUACAGCCGAGAUGAAUGGAAAAUGUUCAUUCCACCGUUAAGCAUGCUUGAAAACCUUGGAUCCGGAUGGGCUUUAUUAACGGAAAUUACUAUUCGAAUGCCACUUUCGAUUUUCUGCAAGAUUUGUACGUUUGGCUUUUACACUAAAGAUCUUGAUUAUUACUUAGAUCAUCCAAUACGGCGGCACAUGCUCAUCAAGCAACUUCCGAAAACUAUACGCCAGCAAUUAUUUCGACAGCGCAAGUACAUUUUUAAUAUUUUCGAACUUACGCAAAAGUUGUGUUAUGCCGGUCUUCUGCAAUUUGGACCACAAAGAAUGAAAGAUCGCGAUCAAACAUACAUCUACUUAAAUCGAAACACCGCCUUACUUGAUACGCGGAGCUCGAAGAUUGGAUACAAUGAAAUUGAAGACAAGGAGUAUCUGCUCAUUGGAUUUGCUUUCAACACAUCGGAAGACCUACGCAACUAUUGGGAAACUCUAUACAAGAUCGCAAUGGAAACACGACUAAAUCGGCGAAGUGUAGCAAUUGGUAAAGAGAUUAUAGUUCAGCAAAUUUCGCUUAAGCCUGCCAUGAUAGAAGCCUGUCAGCCACGUACUCCUGAGCAGGCAUUUGAAAAUGAUUUACAGAGAAUUCCACCGGGUGACAAUCUCGGCGCAGCGGGAAUGGAUACAGCCAUGUUUAUGCACUUGAAAGCAAACUGGAGUAAAGUGAUGAACUAUGUGCCAGCCGAUUCAACGCAGGCAGCUAAAAUAAAACGUUUAAAAACAAUUAAAAAAAUUGUCCAAAUGAAUCGUGAUAAAACGACAGCGGUCCGUGCGGGGACAAGCCGCAAGCUGCUCACUUCAUGCCCUAAAGACAAAAAGUUAUGCUUAAAGGCCAAAAUAACUGUUAAACCGUUUGCUUCGGCCUAUCGUAAGUAUGGCGAUAAAAGAAAUGCUAUCAAAGUGCGUCGGAUUGAGCCACGCACCUAUGGUAAGAAAAAGAGAAAUAUUUACGACGAAGUUGAUCGUAAAGCACUGAAAUUGAUGAAAAAACUGCGCGUAGAUUGGAAUCGCAAUGAGGAUACGGUACUAUUGGCAUGUCGUAUUGCUGCCAGGUAUCUAUAUGACGGAGUUGGCAUAUGUAAUUCUGUUAUUAAUUCCGUUCUCUAUCGAGACAUUUUACAUUGGUCAAAUGAAAGAUCCACCAAUAAAACAUCUCGUGCAUGUCAACGAAGAAUCAAUUAUAUGGUCAAGCAAAAGCAUGGGAUUGCAGCUACUAUCAAAAUGUGCGUGGAGGAAGCGAGACUGAAUCCGUCACUUGAACGUCGGUUUGGCGAUAACUUUUUAGAACAUUUGAAGGCGUUUUAUACUUCGAACGACGAAUAUAAUAUGGCUCUAAAGAUACACUUCGUGGAGCUAGUGUAUUUGCUCAAAACAACCCUAACCAAAUUGAACGUUGAAAGUUUUCGACCUGUUUCUGGUAGCAAAGAGCGGUUGAUAAUACCAAAUACUCUUUCCGAGUUCCAGCUACGAUUCAAUAUUUUACAAUCACACAAUAAAAACGAAACGCUAAACUUUGCGAUAAACCCACAAGAGAUGGAUAAAAUCGUCGUAUAUAAACUAGCAAUACUAAUUCAUAGUGCUGUCACCAAUCUCAAAGAAAAAAGCAUUUUCAACCUUCAGUUGUUCAAUAUCUAUAAAAACUACUCCGAAAAGCAUCUUGCUCAAGCAAUCAAAAUGCUACGCGAUAUUAAAAUGAUAUCACUCUCUCGCAAAAUAAAAUCCUAUCAAGGUGUGGACCCAAGUGCACUUCCAUGUUGGGAUAAUCCUUAUCACGUGUCUGCCACUUACUUGUAUCAAAUUUCCACAAAAAUACCAUUCGAAAUGUUUAAUUAUGUAUGUCAACACUAUCUGAAACUGUUGGCUAACAACAACUAUGAAGUACCGAUAACGUUCAACGAUGGAGGUAAAGGAUUGAUGUUACUUAUAGCUGAGCUGGUAACCAUGGACUUGGUUGAUAUUGAACUGGAAACACCUGCCGAUUACGUCCAAAUGGACCCAGAGCUGAAAGAUGCUGACCCAGAGGCGGCUGAAAUUUCAUCAGGUGAAUUAGAUGAAUACCCCAGCGCAAGUGUCAAUCCAGAAAUGGACAUUGCAAAAUCAAAAUCAGUUCCAAGUACCAAAUCGACCAACAUUCACUUCGAUUCCAGUGGGGACACAUUUUUUAAUUACGUAAUGCACCCAAUUGAAAAACUAACGAAAUUACCUACCGAGUAUUUACACUUUUAUUGCCUACUGAACAGUUGUCACGAGCGGGCUCACCAACGAGUAUUUCAAAUCGAUGAUACCCAUAACAUCUGUUCGUUACCCGAUUGCAUUUUACAAGGAGCUGAUCGUAAUUUGAUUCCGAAGUGCAUCGCAAUUGCGCUCGCCCGACGUGAAGUAAUCGAUAGGAUGAAAAUGUCAAAGCUGUCUAGAAUAGAACUUCGACCUAAACAAGUUAGUCAUGAGGACAAUAUUGUUCACUGCUUCUCAAAAAGCAUCCAAGAAUACUGUAAAACACAAACCAACUUGCAAAGCCGUGAUCUAGGACGGAUCGCUAGUGGACUACAUAAUCCUGUUAACAUGGUAAUUUUGACUGACGAAAUUAUUCGAUUCGAAGAUGUGCAGGAUUUCAACUGGUUAGACCGAUACGAAAUCACUCAAGUGGAAGAUGAUGGUAGCUCUUCGGACAUCGAUAAUGAUACCAAUGAUUCUGCGUUUGGACGUGAUCGAACAUCACGAGAAGAUCUAAGUGCGCAGAAGCUCCACAAUUUUUACAUGAUCAACUAUCUUAAAAUCAACUUACGACUAUGCUUCCAACAUUGGGACCAGUUACAAAACCGUGUUCAAUUUGGGGAGUUCGUUAUUCCAAGGUGCUUCCUACCGGGGAAAUUCGAAGAACGUCACGAUGUAUUGACCAGAAUCACAAAUGAUGCGUUAUGGCCUGCCCAAAACGAUUUACAGCCUUUACUAGAGCAAGCCACUCCACUUAUCCACAGCAAUUCACGUCUCUCAGCAUUGGCAUCAUUCAUCGAAGGCAAAAAACUGGCAGGAGCAACAGUUUCAGAGCUUACAGAACGUUUUGUCGAUCGUGUCCAAUUGAUUGGAGACCUAAAAACUUUGUUAACCUUUAAAUUUUUACUUCGAACUGGUUACCGACAUUUAACUUACGUUCAUUGGAUGUACGUCCAACCGUGGCUUGUACAGACUGACUGUGUGAUUCAACCAAAUGUCAAAAUUGUUAAACAGGAACCACGAACGUCUUCUCGGGACCAAAAACGACUGUUGGAUACAUGUUCCGCUGAAGAUGACGAUGAAUCGAACGAUGAACCACCCCGUAAAGCCCGUCGGUUUGAAAUGGCUCGGCAGAUCGAACUUGCCCAACAAAAGGUGAAGAAUAAACCAUUUAAAAGUCUGUUGUUGUCGAUGACUCCAUGGAUCAAGGUUAACGGAGGUGUCAAUCGGCGGUUGCUGUACCGAUGGCUUACUACUCUGUUGUUGUACUGCAUUUCCCAUCCAGGCGUGUUGGUAAGCGCGAUCCACUCUCGUUUUAAUCUGAUGGCACCGGUGCAUAUCAAUUAUUUGCUGGAGAUAUUACAAGAAUAUAAGUGUCUGCAAAUAUCCUUAAUGCAAAUACACCAACAUCGGACAUUGUUUUCUGCGUAUCGAUCUGUGGAAAUAAAGAAGGCAACUGAACUUGAUCGCGACGAUAUGUGCUAUGUAGAAACUGCUCCCAAUGCAUUGACUACGCUGACUACUUUAAUCGGGGACUACACAAAGAAUCAGGAGGAUUUUCUGGCACCGUAUAAACCGGCAGAAAUUCAGGAUGAGGAUGCAGACUGUUGAGGCUUAUUUUUUCCUGAACAUACCACUCAAAUACAAUAUC